Molecule: messenger RNA, 1647 nt
Organism: Nylanderia fulva
Lineage: Eukaryota; Metazoa; Arthropoda; Insecta; Hymenoptera; Formicidae
Source: RefSeq, a predicted model, not a curated record
GUCGAUUUUUCUCACUUUUCGCACAUUUAUUUCACGUGAAGAAAUACACGCGAUUGGCUAUGAGCAAGGUGAAAAUACGAUAUCCCUAGAUUCACGGGAGUACAAACCAUUGUGAACACUCCGUAAAGCGUAUAUGCAUGCAUAUAUGUUUCAGUGAUAUCUUUAUCUUUAUAACCUCUGUGAAUAAGAGAAUGAAUGUUACAGAAAAACAAAAAGAAAUUAUAUUAAAUUUUAUCACUAAACAUUCGGAUUUCGGUCGGGGGCGGAUAAGAUACAAUAAUGAAAAUAAGCGAAAAAUGGAUGAACUGUGGGAAAAAUUAACAAAAAUAUUAAAUACAGCUGGAUGUGGGCCGUGCAAAUCAGCUAAAGAAUGGGCCAAGACGUGGAGAGAUUGGAAAUCCAACACAUUAAAGAAAAUUGCAAAACAGAAGACAUAUGAUGGGAACAGGUGGUGGAUCACCUGCUAAAAAUCUACAAUUAACAUUAAUUGAACAAAGUUUAUUGGACUUUUUAACUCCAGACGCUACUGGCCUAUCAGGAAUACCUGAAGGCGGAUUUGAAGAUGUAAUGCCAAAUCAGUUAAUAUUAUGUUCUCAACUCAUUUCACCUCGAAUACCAAAUCAGGAUUUGGCACUACAUAAUUUUAGCAAUGAAAUAUUCCAUUCAUCUGAAAUUGAAGACAAUAACGUUUCAGAGCAAGAUAAUCAGGCAAUUUAUGCAGCUUCAAGUGCAAAGAGACUUGUAUCGACAAAAUAUUUAAAAGGUACAAAGAAACCAAAAGUUAUGAACACUGUAUUUGAUUUAUCAUCUGAUAAUGAAAACGACGAUAAUGCUUUAGAGCAAGAUAAUCAGGCAAUUUAUACAGCUUCAGCAAAGGGAUUAGUAUCGACAAAAUAUUUAAAAAGUACGAAGAAACCAAAAGUUAUGACCAAUGUAUUCGAUUCAUCAUCUAAUGAAAACGACGAUAAUGCUUUAGAGCAAGAUACUCAGGCAAUCUAUACAGCUCCAAGUACUAAGGGACUUGCAUCGACAAAAUAUUCAGAAGGUAUAAAGAAACCAAAACUUAUGACGACUGCAAUGAACUUAUUAGAAAGGAAAUCUUCUAUAUCGGAAAACUUAAAACAAAAAAUGUUGGAACUAAAACAAGAAAAACUACAAUUAAACAAAGAAAAAUUAGCAGUUGAUAAAGAUAUUCUGCAAGAACUACAGAAUUUAAAUAAUAAUAUAUUAUCCAUACGAGAAGAAAUUGGUGGACAGUAUUUGAUAAAUCUUCAAGAUUCACCAUAAACUGUCUGACAAAUUACUAAAAUAAACUUAUCAAAGAAAAGAUUUGAGUAAAAUUAACACGUGUUACAAAAGUUGUCUUUAUUAAGAUUUUGAUUAAUAUGAUUUGUUAGAUCAUUUUAAUUUAUUUUGCUUCCGAAAAGAUUUGAGUAAAAUUAACACGUGUUACAAAAGUUUUCUUUAUUAAGAUUUUGAUUAAUAUUAUUUGUUAGAUUAUUUUUAUUUAUUUUGCUUCCGAAAAGAUUUGAGUAAAAUUAACACGUGUUACAAAAGUUGUCUUUAUUAAGAUUUUGAUUAAUAUGAUUUGUUAGAUCAUUUUGAUUUAUUUUGCUUCCGAAAAGAUUUGAGUAAAAUUAACACGUG